Molecule: messenger RNA, 12707 nt
Organism: Dendroctonus ponderosae (mountain pine beetle)
Lineage: Eukaryota; Metazoa; Arthropoda; Insecta; Coleoptera; Curculionidae
Exons: 19
Coding region: 390-5399 (1669 amino acids)
Source: RefSeq, a predicted model, not a curated record
UUAGAUAUUUAUGCUUUCCAAAUCAGUUGCUAACUGAAUUGUGCGUUAUAUUUCUGGGAGUCAUGUGAAACAUUACUACAUGCAUAGUCUUUGUGUGCACUAAAGGCAGAUAUUCUAUUUUAGAUUUUAGACUAAACUUUAAUUCUCCUCGUAUAGACCUCACGUCUUGUGUCAGUUUCGGAGUUUUGUCUGAAGGUGAUGGCGGAUGGCAAAAUAUGAUUUUUCUAUUUUUCGCAUAAAAUAAUGGCAUUGUAGACUGUAAACAUUCGUGGGACUAAUUUCGCUCGACGUGAAGUGCAUUUCCGAUAAUAGUGAACAUGACCCAAAUACGUUUUAAAUAGGUGUUCUCCCGUUUCAAGUGAAGGUUUAUUUUGGUGUAAUUGGGCUUAAUGGACAUGGCCCCAUUGCCCGAUAAUAACAAAACCACCCUUCAAACCCAACAAAACAAAGGUAAACCGCAAAAAGCCAAGGAACAGCCGCAUGAUGUUAAAAAUACUUCUGAAGAGCUUGGAGGCGAGUCUCAGAAUCCUAUAGAUAAACCCCAAAAUGUUAAAGAAGAUUUUCAGCAAGAUCAAGGCAAAUUUCAAAGUACUAAAGACCAGUUUCAGGUCUUCGGAACAGGGUCGCAAUAUUCUGUAGGAAAGUCUAUCAAUCCUAAAGACAAAACCCAAUGUGUUAAAGAUCAGUGCCAAGAUUCUGAAGGUGAAUCUCAGGAUGCGAGUGAUCAAUACCAGGAUGCUAAAGAUCAAUUCGACGAUUCUGAGGCCGACCCUGAGGACAACAAAGUUCGAACGCAGUGCUUUGAAGCCAAAUUUCACAAUUCUGCAUGCAACUCUUAUGACCCCAUAGGCAAGCCUCAUGCCGCUAAAGGUGAGUGCCAAGAAUCUGACGGUACCUAUCCAGAUGGCCAAGACGGAUUGGGCUCUGACAACUUUAGAUCGGGCAAACUCGAAGACAGCCAUGACGACUUGCAGGAUUAUCGGUUCCAGUCUCAGGGUGCUAAAAUCACAGUUCAAUCGUGUAAAGAUCUGUGCUCUCAGAGUUCUGUAGAUAAAACCUCUAUUGUUAAAGAUGACUCUGAAGGCGACUUGCAAGAUGUGAAUGAGCAGUUUGAAGAUUCUGAAGCUGAACCGUACGACGAUAAAAUCCAGUUUCAGGAUCGUGAGGCCAAGUCGCACGCUGCUGACGAUAACUCUCAGACACCUAUCGGCACAACACAGGAUGUUAAAGACGAGUUGAAAGCUUCUAGCGAAUCUCAGUGUGUGCAAGACCAACCGGUCUUUAAUAUACGGAGAGUUACAGAAGUCGGAAAAUCUGAAGAUGAACCGCAGGAUUAUAAUUUACGUUGUAUUGGUUCUAAAGUCAAGUCACAAAAUUUUGAAAUUCCUCAGAGUUGCACAGAUAGACCUCAUCAGUCAAAACUCGACGUUAAAGAUUUAGAUGGUGGAUCUUAUGAUGUUAUGCCCAAGCUUGAAGAAUCCGAUCUUCGGGAUCAAUACCCGAGUUCUGAUUCAAAAUUUCAAUCUUCUCAAAACGACCCACAAGAUCCCAUAGGUAAAUUUCUCUAUGAUACAAACCAGCCCCAAAGCUCUGCAAGUGAAUCUCUAGAGCCAUUGAUCAAACUCGAAGAUUCUGAAAACCGGCACCAAGAUUGUAACAUGCAGUCCGUGGGUUCUAAAGUGAAGUUUCAACAUUCUUUCGGGACUCUAAGAAACUGUACAGGUCAAGUUCAGGAUGCUCAAAAUAAGUCUAAUGAUUCUAAAGGCACAUCUCAGGAUGCGAAGGGUGAGUUUGAACAAUCGGUAGACGAAUGGCAAGCAACCAAAGGACGACAACCACAGUUUUGGAAUUGCUCCUCACCUUCUGAAAACCAAUCUAAGAAUUUUACAGACCAGUGUCAUGCUGUUGAAGUAAUACCUCAACAAUCGGAAGGCUAUCUCUCUUUUAAAGAUAUAGAUCAUGAUGUUAUAGACAUAUAUCAGGAAGAUAAAAUAACGGCUUCUGAAGAGAAAUCGUUGACAGCCAACCGACAGACUUUUGCAACCAAUUUUGAAUAUUUGGAUGACAAACGGCAGAAUGUUAUAGAUCAGUUACAAGAUUCCGAGCUACACGAUGGUGCUGAACAGUUUGGGGACUCUGCAGUUAGUUGUGAGAACGAGGCCCAAGAUGCGGCAGCUGGAUACCAAGAUGUUGCCGAUAAUACGCAAACUAUUAAAGAGCAGUCUGAACGUGCUAAACAAAAGUAUGGUUUGAAUUAUGGUGACUGCCGGGAAGAAAAGGAGAUAAUUGUCACACAUCUGAACGAUAAGGAGCUGAAGAGCUUGCUGGAUGAAGCUAUGUCUUAUAAGAAUCCCAGCGAUAGGCAAGGAAAGAGUGAACUCUUUAAUGAGUUGCUUCAAAUUGCUGAAAGAGACGAACUGGACCGUAGAGCAGCUGCUGCUAGUGGCCCCAAAAUAGUGCGCCACCACAACUUAAAGGCGCUGGAGAAGAGGAAAGCGACGAAUAGCCACGUCAAUAGUCACGGAGGGUCUUUAGAUAAUCUAUCCAAUAAAGAAAACUUUGAGCGACCUGGCUCCAAGUCUGGGACCGGCAAUAAUCCAGAGGAUUCAGUGAGCGCCAGAACCAAAGGAGGAGGCAGUCUUCCCAACGACAUGAAUGGUUCUGAGACUCGAGAAUUUAUAGGGGAAGCUGUUAAGCAGCAGAAGAUGAACGAAUUAGCAUUGAUUCCAUCUUCUCCAGAAGAAAUACCUCAGGACGAUUUAUCUGCCAGGGAUUACGAGGAAAGACUGAUCGAUGAGGGAGAGUGCAGUCAAGAGGUCGGUUUAUCUCCAGCGGAAAAUCUGUUAAUAUCCACGGCAACCAAGUAUACUACUCAAGCUACCAUACACAUACAAUCCCAUCGUGCCUCUAAUGUAGAUGAUCCUCUAGCUUUGACUGGUCUAGACGGUUCUGCCGUCGAAAGAAAGCCCGUGGAUAGUAGUAUGUUAGGAAAAGUAAUUCAGCAUAAUAAGGGCCUAAUAAAUCUGAAAACCACCAAUAUCGAGGAGAGGUUUAUAUUUUUUCAGAAAGUGGAUGAAAAUGGUAACGCACUCCAACAAAAAGAAAAGAAAAAAAAGAAGCAAACAGAUAAAAAUGUUGUACUUAUGAAGUCAGAACAUAUUCAAGGCCACAGGUCUGAAAUUAUAGACGAUGUGGAUGAAUUACUCCACUACAUCGAAGGCACCACUGACAACAUGAAAUCGCGUACCAUUCAGUCAAAGUCUAAACAAGUACAUAAGCAACAUCCUCCGGACGACGCAGGUUCCAGAGUCGGCAAAAAAAAGCAAUUCAAGUCCGUUUCAAAAGAUAGCGAUAACAAUUUGGAGGCGGAAAGUAGGCACGAGCUGAAGAAAAGCAAUUCUCUAGUUGAAAUUUCAGGAAUGAAAUCAGACCGAGAGUUUGAACGCUUUACUAAUAACAAAAAUAAACAGGAGAAGGAUAAAGAAAACGUGGCGCUUAGAGGUAAUAAACCAACAAUUGAUCGAAGUCGAGAGCGACGUUCUUGGGGAGACGUUGAGCCCAGUUCCUUCCAAACUCUCUACAACGCAUCCUCAUUGGAACACUUGGAAACAUCUGCUGAUAACUGGGAAGUUACUAGACCAAAGAAAAAGAGUAAAAAGCGCCGGAACAGUCUUAGCAGCGCGAGUGGGGCACGACAGAAUUCAUCUGCAAGUGGAGUGUCUUCUACUCGCAGCAAUGAGGAUCGAAGAUCCCGACGAGCCCCCUCUCCUGAUUUGGGAGUUGUGAGAGUUGGUGUGUCAAAUGCCAAGAUAACCAGGUCGAUGCCACACAGUGAGAAGAGUAAUGAUUCUUCUUCUGAUGUGGAUUCUGUUCGUUCAUUGCCUUUAGAUGGACCGAUUUCUUAUGCAGAUAUAGCUAAAAAUAUUGAAAAAAAGAAGCCAAGUCCUGAGAAACAAGAACGUGCUGUGCUUAUCAACAAAGACAAAAAUUCACAAUCCCAGAAAUCAGUUGAAGCAGAUUUAAGAAACUCUUCAUCUUCCUAUGUGCCUCCUCAGGUCUCAGUUCCUGUUGAAAAGUCACCAGCUGCACCCAUUAAAGAUAGUUUAAGUAGAAGUAAUUCUAUAACGAAAACCACUGUACCCGAUGUUCACAACAUUAAAAGCUUUCCGGCCAUUACCGAAAGUGCAACAAAGAUGUCGAAUAUUCCAGUAACAACUAUUGCGAAUCCACAACCGCAAAGUAUUACCACAUGUGAUAAGGCUGUGCAAUCGAAUUUAAGUUAUGAUGAUAGUUUUGUGCGAGAAGUACCACCUUCCAGUUUGCAGAAAACGACCAGCAUGCAAAAUUUGCAAACUGAAUUACAUUCAAGUGCCGUACAAUGUGUUAAGACACAUGCAUCCAGUACUAUUAAACGGCAUAACCCGCAUAACAGUGCUACGAAAGACAGGCGGAGUAAAGGAAUGGCAAGGGACAAUAGCGUAUCGCAGCCUGUUGUACAUGGUGAUGAUUAUAACGAAUUACCGUUCUUUUCGCAGCUUCUGAAGGAUCCCACACAUUACAUCUCGCAGCGCAUGCCUCCUGAUAUUAUGGACGUGUCUACAAUUGAGAAAUUGCAGCUUUUGAAUUAUUCCGAUAGUGGCACCGCAUCCAAAUCCUCAAAUAGCAGUUUUCACAAGUCAACUCAAGUGUCUUAUACCCCUACCAUUACAACUGUAACGGUUGCGGCAUCCAAUGCUGCUUCUACACUUUCGGAGAAUACCACACACCAAGGCACUAGCAAAGGCAAACGAAAAAAAGGUGGUGGUAAUAAUAACAACAACAACAACAAUGCUACACUGAAAACGUCAGGUGGUGAGAUCCGGAAUGUUGUGAGUGAAACCGUGCCUGUAGUUUCGUCUGUCUGUGAUACUAGCUCUGAGAGGAAGGAAAUCAGCAGCAAUAUUAUUAAUGGGGUCAGUGAAAAUCAGAAGCAUAUGCCAUCUGAGGUCCAUGUGUCGGAUGAAACGAGAGCUUCACUUUCUUCGGGCAACACGCCUCCAGUUGUAAUACUGUCGGGUCUAUCCAAAGAGGUGCCAUCUGGGCUUGUCUUUGGUUUUGAUAUAAACGAGCAGUUGCUUCUUGAAGACUCUGGAGAUAAUAUAAACGCCACACUACCACAGCAGGGUAUGCCUAACAGCACUGCCGUCGUUAGUGAACCAAAUCUUAGUGAAAAUAAUAUUACUAAUAUCAACGUAAGGCGGUUUCCUAACCGAGGUGAUGAAUGGGACAAAAUGUAUAGACCCCACCCGAGCGAAAAACAUCCACCUAAACACAAUCAUGACAAAAUUGUGAAUUUUGUAGCAAUGGCCUGGGAAAGCGUAUUAAGUCAACAAAUUGUUUAUUAUUCAGACAGUUUAUAAGAAAAACACUUCAGGGGAUACCAAAUAAAUAGUGAAAAGUGAGAUUUAUUGACAAUAUAGUGCUUAUAUACUAUUUACGAUUUGAAUGCAAAGAUACUUUUAAUGUCGUUAUUUAUUGAAACGAGAUAAAAUAAUCGAGUAUAAUUAUGAAAUACUAGUCAAGAAUAAAAGAACUGAUCAGUCGUAUUGUAAAUGUUGCGAGAAAUGAAAGCGUUAUUUUUUUCUUAAGAAAAGCAGUGCUGUAACUUUAUUUGUAAGUUGGAAUAUAUUAUAGAAGGUACUGUGAAUUGACUUAUCCGUGAGUGAAAGUGUACCGUUCAAUACUUGAGACCCUGUUCAAAUCUGUAGUUUUAAUUGCAGAGCCGAUGGCACGAACACUUGCAAUAUUGUCAUAUAGCUAACGCAUAUGGCCCCAAUGUGCAUCCGCAUAAAUUCAGCAUUUUGGGGCCUAAGCAAUGUAAUAAUGGUUUCUUUGUAUCGUGAAGUACAUGAUUACCUGAUUUUUUUCAUCAAAUUGAUUGAGUUGGUUAUUUUUUAGGAAGCUUUAUCUAAGUUGUUCUAGCAGGUGUUUAUUUCGUCCAGCAAUAACUUAACGGUUCCAAUGUAUUUAUAUUCUCAAGAAAACAUCUAAUACUAUUAAUGAAUAUACUUUUUUUAAGCGGAUAAUUGUGACAGUUCGAUAAAUUUAAUUUUAUUCCAAGUAAAUGUAUAUGAUUAAGAGUUUCAUGUGAAAUACGUUGUUAUUAGUAACAUUUUUAUUUUCCACAUCAGGUAUUCAAAAUAACAUGCGAAAAACUACAUUUCAAAAUAUGCAAAGAAAUAAUUACUAUCUAUUUUCAGUUUCAAUGAGGAUACUUUUGUGUACGAGCUUACCAAUAUGUGUUAGAUUUGUUUUAUAUUUUAUUUGCAUUUUCAAUCCUUCACUUCAAAGAUUUUGAUAUUUAACAUAUUCAGUGAAUUAAAUAAUGUCUCUGUGACUGAGAAACUUGUUUACAAAUUAUAUUUCUUAAAACGAAUGUGUCCAAAGCAAGCAUAUUUUUGUGAUAAAUAAUGCGGAAGUUAUUGUGCUUUAGCAACGUAAUAAUAGAAAUGUUUUCUAUGGAAGGUAUGUUUUGUUGUUAUUUUGUAUAAAACAUAAUUAAAUUUCGCAAAAACAUGUAUUAAUAAUACAAAAAAUAUGUGUAAACUACUAAUAAAAUAUGUGUAAAUUAGGUAUUAUAUUUAGAAUAUGGUUAAUCUACGACCCUGAGGUGUUUUUAACAUCUUUACGUUCCUUUCAAUAAUUACAUUUUUCAGCUGGUAUUCAUGUUUUUUAGUGCAAAAUAUCGUUUUAAAACAUUUAAAAUCAAACUAUAUGGACUGCACCGCAAGAAAUGCUUAUUAGUAGAUUUGUUGACUUUAAUUCUUGUCAAAUCUUCUUGAUUUUGGGUUGUUGGGUAUCAUUGUUAGAAUGCUACCGAGUUUCAAGGUCGCAGUGCAUUGUCACACCUAGACCUACAAUAUACAAUCUGUGUUCUUCAUUUAUAAACCCAAAUUGUGAUAAUACAAAUAUUCACUUUAUUAGAAGAAAUAGCAUUCUAAAAGUAAAAAUGUUGGAAAUUGAAAAUAAUAUCAAAUCCAGUUACAUUCACUCUUCACAAGAAUGUUUAUUUUGUUUUUAUUUAAUAUCAAGUCGUUUGUCAAUAAUAAUAACUCCUAAGAAAUUGAAAGUAGUAAAUUAGACCUGAACAAUGUGUCCGGAUGCAGUCCUUACCCGGUUUGGCAUGGAUGAACUGUCUGUAAUGUCCUAAUUAAAAGUUUGGAACGUUUUGAUAGUUCAUCCCAUAAGUAAUAGACAGUACUAUUUAGCAAAGGGCAGUAAUUGCCUUUAAAUUUUAAAACUAUUUUUGUGCUCAAGUUCAUAAAAUCAAGUGAUUUUCAAAGUAUGACUUGCGAAUAUCUUCAUUCUAAACUUACUCCAAAUCCGUAUUACUUUAAAUCCGUUUUUAUCAUGUUUUUAUGGUGCAAAGUUUUUAAUGAAACUUUAAAACAGUUGCUUAAUACUCUGCUUAUAUCAUGUAAUUACAGGCUAAGCUUUAAAAGCAUUUUUGUCACCUAGUUUGCCAUUAUCCAAUUGAAUACUUAUUACCAGAAAAGACAACAAUAUGCGCGUUCAAAAAUAGUUCAGAGACACUUGUUAUGGAUAACGGAAAAUAAAAUAAUCGGAAUCUAAUCCAUAUUGGCGAAUGGAAGAAACAUUAGUAUCACGCAGCUUGGGAUACAAGAUUAAAUAUACAGGGUGACACAAAACUUCGGAGACUACUUUUUCUUAAAUUUCAGUUUUUUAUUUUUAAUAAUCACGUUUUUAUUCAACAUAAAGAUUAUACAUAUUCCAAAGCCAACAAAAUACAUAUUCUACUAUUCCAAAUGGUCACCUUCAGCCGACCUACAGGCCUGCAGACGCUUGUGGAAAUUUUUGACUAUGGUAGCAAGUGUUUUUCUGAGAUUUCUGAGUUGAGUCCCACGCCUUCAGGGACUCAACGGUGUUGUAGUUUGUAGCGCAGAUCUUUUUCUCUAUAAUCGACCAAAUUGCGAACUCUAUCGGAUUCAGGUCGGGUGAGUUGGACGGCCACAAAGUCAUGUCCCUUACGGGGAUUUUGCUGGUCUUGCAAAAAGCCAUGGUCGAUCUCACAGAAUGAGCCGGCGCCCAAUCCACCGCACUUGUCGAACACCAGCGGCGUCUUUCCGUUUUUCGAUAUUCCCGCCCACACUAAGACAGAUUUUGCAAAGUGGAGUCGCUUAUCGAAAUAAUUCGCAGUUAUGCGACCCACAAUAAUUCUUUUCGAGGAGUCCUACUCGCUUCAUUCGCUGACCCAUGUAAUGACCGCUUCCGAGCUUGUAGCUCCGAAGCUUUAGGCCUUUCCGGGCCAUUUAUCUGACCACCUCUCUGUUAAUAUCCACCUCCUUGGCCAGUUUUCCUAUGGAAUUUCCAGGAUUCCGGCGAAUCGACACCUCAGCUUGUUUAGGUUCUCCGGGGUCGUUGCGGUGGUCGGUCUUCCGCUUGGAUCCCUGUCGUGUCAACUGCUCAUACCCUUUAAUGGUUUUAUAGAUUGUGCUUCUUGGAGUACGGAGGAGUUCCGUGAUGUCAGCCGGCGACUUUCCCGAUUCGAACAGUUUUACGACGGCAACACGGUGUGUUUCACGGUUCAUGGCGAAAAACGUGAAAACAAUUUUACACGGGAAAGAAACGCUGUUUGUAGAUAAUUGAACACGUUCCAAAAUAAGUUAGCAGUCCACAAUGUCAAAAAUACGAUUAACAUUUAAAUUUACGAAAUUUGUUUCAGAACUUUUGUGUCACCCUGUAAUAGUUAAAGAGUUGUGGUACAUUUACCUGUCAUUUUAAAGUGGAUUAUUUGUAAAUCAGCAUCGUAAGGGCAAGACAGGCAUUAAAGUAAAUGGACCAUUUUUUAUCGGGAUUUCUCCAGGCUUUUAAAAACCAUAACGAAUAAUAAUAAACCUCAAGCUCGUAGAUGCCUAAUCAUAAACGGGAAAGCGUUUUUAAUUAUAAUAGAAUUGUGUACCGGCAAUAUACGAUUUCCAAAUUGAAAAUGUAAAGAGAACGUUCUUUUGUUGGUAACUUCUCCUCAGACUUACCAGAUAUAUUUUAUUCAUUCGAAAGUUGUAUUUAUUUUUUAAUGUAACAGGGUAUUUUUAAACGAAUUGUGCUGAUUUAUUUGUACAUGUAUUUUGGAGUUGAGGAGCAAGUCACGAGUCGGUUUUUCUACGGGGUGUUAAUGAUAAUAAUGAAUAAUACUAAUUAUUCUGCUUCUGCAAGUUCAUGGUCAUUGACACCCAUUAUUAUCAUGUAAAAUAGAGUUGUAUAAACACAAGGGAAUCAAGAGCUAUCAUAAUUUAAGUUAAUUAAGUUGAACUAUCAUUGCGUGUUGUUGAAUAUAAUAUAUAUGUGAUAAUUUUAUAGGGUAACAAAUUUCUCUCGCACAUUGGUUUACUGGAAUUUGGUUCCGAAAAUAGUGAACAAUAUUUUUUUGUCUAUCGUGAUGUUCCUAAGUUUUUCAUUUGCAAUCAAUCUUGUAGGAAUGUAAAUAUCUAAUAGGAAUUAAAUUUCGGUAAGUCAGUUAAGUCGGUUGAUGCAAGGUCAGGCGUUGAUUAUAGAACAUAUUGGAAAACUAACUAUCAAAAAAUUAACCAACGAAUACGGAUUUCAAUUAUGAACAAGGGACAAAUUAUGAUUUCAACAAUCACAGUUAUUCAUUAAUCAAUGCCAACGCCCUUUAUAUAAAUAGAUGAAACAUGCUGCAACAUCGACUGAUAUCGGAAAAGUGAUUGCUUAUGUGCUGAUGUUGACAUCUAGAUACAUGCAAAUUUCGAAUUGUACCUAUCAACGAUCUGGUAUUUCUGUCUUUCAUAUAUACCUAUUACUAAGUGUACCGUAUACUUAGUAAGGCAGAUUUAUCGUUAUUCGAAAUUUCUUAGAUAUAUUCUUGUAGCUAAUGUAUUGUUUACAAUUAUUUGCAUUGUUUGGAUAUAUUCAACAAAAAAGAGAGACCAAUUAUUGAAUAUUAUUGGUUGUUGUUGAUAAACUAUUUAUCUUGCCUGCAAUAUUCAAUAGUGAUCAGUCCAUAGUUUUGUUCACCAUAGAUAGAAAAAUAUAAGCAAAUACUUAGCAUCAGAUUAUCUGGUAAACAAAUAUAUGGUGGUAUUUCUUAGAUGAUGACAAAUACGUAUUGUUCUGUACGGGUACCGUGAAUAAGUAGAGCCGAGAAGGAGCAAUGCGCUGAUUAUGCUUAAACGGCAAUUAAAUUUGGCUAUAAAAUAUUGCCAAGUUAAAUUAAGUAGCAUGAAUAUACAGGGUGUCAGAAAAUGAUGCGUAAAAAAUCCAGGGGUUUUGUGGGGUUAAUUUUUAAUACCAUUUUAUUACAUAUUUAGGUUGCAGUUUUUAAAUUUGAAAUAUUUGCUGCAAAUGUUGCCCAGUAUGAAUUGAAUUAUUUUUAGAAAUUUUCGAAAACUGCUUAAGGACUUCAGAAAUUCAUUUGUCGGAUUUACACUUUUGCGAUUUUUUGCAUUAUUUUCGGACACUUUAUAUUGUUUAUUAAAUAUCCUCUUACUGUAUCCAAUCAGAACUGUUCCUAUUGUUAUUAGCUUUUGUAGAAUUCAAUAUAAUAGUAAUUUUCUCUACAUAAUUCUAUUCGAGAACUACUGCCAUAUUUGAAAUAAAAACGUUUUUUUAUCAAUGGUGGUUUAAGUUCAAACUUUUGCUAUAACAUUAGAUAGUUGGUAUCGGUAAAUAAAUUUUGUAUUGUAAAAUGAGCACAAAAUGGAUCAUCUACCAUGAACAUAAAAUCAGAACCAAUAGACGUUGGGUUAGUUGAUUAUUCAAACCGCCUACACAUUUAUAUAAUUGAAUAACUGCGAACUUAUUUAAUUUAAAUUAACUAUUUUUUAGUAAUUGUCUUGACCCAAACCAAGACAAAUUUUAAGUAAUUGUCUUGACCCGAACAGAAUAUUUAACAUUCAUUCUGGUAAAACGUUAUCAAGAUUUUAUGAUCAAUUAAGCUUCUAAGCCGAUUUAUACAGUGUAUAACAAUGAUUAAGGUUCACCCACUUUUUUGGCCUUAAACAAGUACUAAACCAAAUGAGCUCCUAUUUUUAAGAAAUACGGUACAUAUGACCCGCAAACUUGCAGCAAAAUGUGAUUUAGAAAACUUUUCUUUCAAACACAUAAUAAUUUAUUUUUCAAAUGUACGGAUUUUCAGACCGUAACAAUGAUUUAGGUUCACUUGUAAAAAUCGUAAUAGUCAUUUACGUAACCAGUAGGAUAUUAAUAUUAUUUACGUGAAAUAAAGCGAAAAUUUGCACUAUUGUGUAAUCACAUAAGUGCGUUAAUAAUAUAAUAUCCUACGUGUUACGUACAAUAUUUUAUCUACAACUAUAACAAUUAUUAUUUUAAGGAUUAUUUGAGUAAAAAUAAUUAGUUUUAAAAUUGAAUACAGAACCCAGGUAAUGAAAUGUUGUCAUUAACAUCAGAAUCAUUGGCAAAGUUGUGACUUAAAAUUACACAAAUCUGUGUUUGAAAGAAAAGCAAGCUAAAUCACAUUUCGCUGCAAGUUUACUGGUCAUAUGUACCGUAUUUCCUAAAAAGAUGAACUCAUUUGGUUUGGUAGUUUUUGAGUUAAGGCCAAGAAAAACCUAAUUCAUUGUUAUACACUGUAUAAAUAUACAUAAUGAACUUCUAUUAUACAGUGUGGUUGAUUUCAACAGAACCAGUUAGAUAUCUCGUAGAUUACAGCAAAUACAAGAAAAUGUGUAUAUAGUCGGGUAACUGCAGGGGGAAAUCCGAAGAUAUUAUUUUUUUGUGUUCAAAAUCGCCUCCCAAUACUGCAAUCAACCCAAAGACAUUAAAAUCUUAAUCUAAGGUUCAACUACUCAUUCAAAAUGUCGUAUUUAGUUGUAUUUUCAGAGAUGGGGAUGGGAGUUCGGGAAUAGUGAGGGUGAUUUGUUCUAAUCACGUUAUUUUAACAUCCACAUAGUUUACCACAUAUAGACCAUCUACUUUCUUUCGCAUUUUGUUGUAAAAAAUAUAUCAAUUUAUUAAAAAGUUGUUUUCAAGUUGAAAUUGAAAUUGAAGUUGUCCCCAUCAGGGCCCGGGCAUUAGUAUCACAUCAUUUUGGUAUAACAUUAGAUUUCUCCUCUACAACUACACACCAUUUAUAUAACACGUUUUCUUGUAUUUCAUAUCAUGUUUGACUGGUUCUUCCAAUAUGAUCCACUCUGUAUAUUUACAUCAUCACUGAUAUCAUAGUCAUCUUAAAUGUUUGGAAACUGCAGUGUUUUUCCCAAUUACAGGAAUAAAUCUAUUCAAUAAUUAAGGAAGGGAAUAGAUGAAAACCCGCGAUUACUAAGAAUCAGGCACUAAAGAAUACAAAUUAAGAAAACAUGAAAUAAGGAACUAACCCAAUUAAGAAAAGUAGUUAUCAUCAAAAUAAUAGUGUAAAGUAUGUAUAAAUAGAAAGUAAGAAAUAGAAAAAGAAAGGCUAAAAACCAACGUUUAGUUUUUUAAGACGGCUAGUUGUUUUUCAAGUUAGGCGAUUUUCAAUCUAGGUUUUUAUACGGAAUAAUUAAAUUUUGACAGUAAUUGUUCGCCAUUAAAAAGUUUCUGUCUAAUGAGCAAAGCAGAAUAGCCGAACAAUGUGCUAAAAUUCAGCCUGAAAUCUAGUCUGUUCGUCGACGUGCGCGUUUUUGAUAAUAGGACAGAUAACUGAAAUUCGUACAGUGGAUUAAAAUGUAGAAUUAAAGUAAAUUUUUAAGAUA